Messenger RNA from Eublepharis macularius, 2295 nucleotides. RefSeq names its product putative zinc finger protein 730. The record is from RefSeq and is a predicted model, not a curated record. Gene Ontology annotation, molecular function: RNA polymerase II cis-regulatory region sequence-specific DNA binding; DNA-binding transcription factor activity. The transcript is spliced from 2 exons. Gene Ontology annotation, biological process: regulation of transcription by RNA polymerase II. The coding region runs from base 555 to 1181 and encodes 208 amino acids. Lineage: Eukaryota; Metazoa; Chordata; Lepidosauria; Squamata; Eublepharidae.
GUGACCUUCCAGGACGUGUCUGUUCGUUUCACCGAGGAGGAGUGGCCUCUCCUAGAUGCAGACCAAAGAAGCCUUCACAAGGAAGUCACGGAGGACAAUUGUCAGGCUGUGGCCUCUCUGGAGACUGGUGGUCCCCAGAAAAAGCCUAAGGAAGAACCACAACAGCACCCAUUGGAAAGAGAACAGCAGAAAAGAGGCAAUGGAAGAAGAUGGAAAAGGGGAAAUGAAUCCUUUUCUCCUCAGGAUACUGAAUCCCAGGACAUCUUGCCAUGCCGUGGAAGAAUCCUUGCCCCAUGUGCGGAAAAAAGUUCAUUUAUCAAUCAGUAUUUGAUAUACACUGGAGAAAACACACAGGGGAGAAACGAUAUAAAUGUGCAGACUGUGGAAAGAGCUUUGCUAAGAGUACAAACCUUAUUUCCCAUAGGCGUAUCCACACAGGUGAGAAACCAUAUAAAUUCUUGGAGUGUGGAAAGAGCUCUGCUCGGACUGCAUGCCUUACUGUCCAUCAACCUAUUCAUGCAGGAGAAAAAUGAUAUCGAUGUGUAGAUUGUGGAAUGAGCUCUGCUGAGAGUACUCAGCUUCCUGUCCAUCAAUAUAUCCAUACCAAAGAGAAACCAAAUAAACGUGUAGAUUGCAUAAAGAGGUUUGCUCAGAGAACAGAACUUACUGUCCAUCAAUGUAUCCAUACAGGGGAGAAGCCAUGUGAAUGUGUGGACAGUGGAAAAAGCUUUGAUCAGCGUUCAAAGCAUAUUGUCCAUCGACAUUUGCAUUCACAGGAACAAUUAUAUAAAUGUGAAGACUAUGAAAAGAAAUUUACUAAGGGUAGCAGUCUUACUGCCCAUCAAAAAAUCCACACAGGGGAGAAGCAAUAUGAAUGUAUGCACUGUGGAAAGAGCUUUGCCCGGUGUACAAACCUUAUUACCCAUCGACGUAUCCAUACAGGGGAGAAACCCUAUAAAUGUGAAGACUGUGGAAAGAGCUUUGCCCAUUGUACAAGCUUUACUACCCAUCGACAUAUCCAUACAAGGGAGAAACCAUAUAAAUGUGAAGACUGUGGAAAGAGCUUUGCCCAGUGCACAAGCCUUACUACCCAUCGACGUAUCCAUACAGGAGAGAAACCAUAUAAAUGUGAAAACUGUGGAAAGAGCUUUGCCCGGUGUACAACCCUUAUUACACAUUGACGUAUCCAUACAGGGGAGAAACCCUAUAAAUGUGAAGACUGUGGAAAGAGCUUUGAGCAGAGUUCAAAGCUUACUGUCCAUCAACGUAUUCAUACAGGGGAGAAACCCUAUAAAUGUGAAGACUGUGGGAAGAGCUUUGAUCAGAGUUCAAAGCUUACUGUCCAUCAACGUAUCCAUACAGGAGAGAAACCAUAUAAAUGUGAAAACCAUGGAAAGAGCUUUGCUCAGAGUGCAGGGCUUAGUUACCAUCAACAUAUUCACAAACGGGAGAAAUCAGAUAAAUACUAAGGGUAUGGAAGCAACUUGAACAUGACUUGUUAACACGUGUUGUGUAGGGGCAUCAUAGAGAGAGAUGCCCACCACUCCUUCUGAAUUGGCAGAUACGCUCUGGGAGGUGGUGUUAGAGACACCUAAACUGAUUGUUCUGAGGGAUCCAUGCUAAAUAUUCCACUUCUGGGCCAGCCCAGGAAUUUAUAUCUUCCCUGACAGGUCUGGGCCUCUCUCAGAUAGUGACAAACCUCACAAAUGAAAGAGGCCACACCUUGGACUUACAAUUUUGCUCUGAGCCUUUGAAAGGAGCUCUUGUUUCAGGACUGCAAAUUUAGCCUCAACAGUGGUCUGAUCUUUAUCUACUGAAGACAAAAUUGAAUAUGGCCCCAACAUCUCACAAAAAGGGGAGACCAAUUAAAAUGGUUUGCCUGGGGCGGGGGGCAGAGCGAAGCUGGAAAGUAGCGGAUGCAUGAUUGUGGAACUCCCAGAACCCUUCCUCCUCCAAGUGGAAAAUCAGUGCAAUCCAACCAUAACCAGAGAUGGGCAAAUCCUCCACAGCAAAAACUAAGCCGAUUCCAAACAAUUUGGGGUCUUUGGAGAGACUUUUUUGAUGAUGGGAGAAUCGACGGCAUUCCCAUCAAUGCAGGCUAACUCUGGAGCUAAAAUGGCAGGCCAGAGAAAAGCCUGCCAAAACGGACAAGGCUCCUAUUUCUAAAAGAGACAUUUACAACCUUAAUGAGGUGGUUAUAGAGGAAAAGAUAGCAGCACUUGAAAAUAAAUCAAGACAAAAUAAUCUCAAGAUGAGAGGAAUUCUGGAACUCACGGAAGGUAACUCUAAUUCAGC